GAUACAGGCACCCAACCUUUGAUCCUGGCUAAAAUACCGAGAAAGACUCAAUUUGAGGUGAGUUCAGCAUUCAUCAAGAGCAAAAAUCAAAAGUAGUUGCUAUGACCGCGGCAGGGCUCGAACCUGCGACCUUCUCGGGAUCUUGUGCACAUGGAUGUGAACGAGAAAUCAUGACCACUAGAACACACAGCCGGUGAUUGAGAAAAGUCGAGAACGUUGAGGGCUAAGAAACGUCAGCAGGAAAAGACUCCACUGACCCCGCCAAACCACACCCCACCAUAUCAUCACGACCCUCCUCAGACGAAACCAGUCACCUCCGCCAGCAAUGACGCCCACCUCGAAGCCGACGAGAGAGCCUUUCCGUGUUUUGGCCUUCAGCAAGACCUCUGGCUAUCGACACGAUUGCAUUUCAGCUGCUGUCUCUGCCGUGAAGGCCCUUGGCGAGCGCACGGGGCUCUUCACCGUCGACGCCAGCGAAGACGCCGAAGCCUAUAUCAAUCCUCAAUCCCUAGCAACGUACGCGACCGUCGUGUUCCUUCAUUGCACGGGUGCAUUCCUCAAUGUCGAACAACUCUCGGCUUUGAAGGGCCACGUGAACUCGGGCGGUGGAUUCGUAGGGGUGCAUGCCGCCGCGUCGGGAUUGAGGGAGGAUGAGUGGUAUGGCAAGCUCGUCGGCGCGCAUUUUGACCAGCACCCACCGCCCGAGGAGGGCACUUGUGUGAUUGAAGAUCCGGGGCAUUUCAUAAUGCGUCGUGGAGGCGGAAACCAUUUGGCGGAGGCGUGCAAGGACGUUCGGAAACAGUGGACGGACGAGUGGUACAACUUCCUGUCGCAUCCCAGGGACAAUGAUAACCUCCAUAUCCUGGCUCGGGGCGACCCGACAAGCUUCAAUGGCGGUUCCAUGGGGGACGAUCACCCACUUGUGUGGUGUCAAGAGUUCGACGGUGGAAGAUCGUUCUAUACGGCCCUGGGCCACUAUGAACAGGCGUACGAGGAUAAAUGGUUUGUUGGACAGAUCCUCAGGGCCAUUCUCUGGACUGCUCGUCGUGAAGACGAAGUGAUCCCCAACGUAUGAUGUCCUAGAGAUGAGACGGAGGAGACACGCUUGGCACUGUUUGUCAUGAAUCAGUAAACAUUACGGAUACAGGGC
Molecule: messenger RNA, 1150 nt
Organism: Colletotrichum acutatum
Lineage: Eukaryota; Fungi; Ascomycota; Sordariomycetes; Glomerellales; Glomerellaceae
Product: glycosyl hydrolase
Exons: 1
Coding region: 326-1075 (249 amino acids)
Source: RefSeq, a predicted model, not a curated record